CAAAGAGAUGGAGAAAGUCUGUUGACAGCUGAACUGUCUCAAACCCAGUAACCAGACAUACAAUUUCCGCUUUUUCUGAAUCUAUCCACAUUCGUUUUCAGACAUUUAACCAUUUGAGGCACUCUGGAGGUUCUUCCGGGAUAAUUUUAUUCCCAAAACGAGGAGAUUUCUUGUGUUUUGGCUGCAGUUUAACUUGUGUCUCCUACUGGAAUGGAACAUGGCAACGACUGAGACGCAGCUGAUGUUGAGCGUCGGAUUAAUUGAGAAAGACGUGAAUGGAGACACGUUGUGGGUGUGGUGUUAUCCCUCCGUCAGCGCUGAGCUGAGGCAGCUGCUGCUCAGGAAGUGCUGCCUGACGCAGGAUGGACGGGAUUUCCACACCUUCGUGUUCGGCCAGUUCAGCCGGACCUGGUACUACAUCACAACGCUGGAGGUCCAGGAGCCGACGGCGCUGAACAAGGUCACCCAUUUUUCGAUCGCUGUCACAGCAAAAGACUUCAACCCUGAGAAAUACGCUGCUCUCAGUCGAAUACUCUGCAGGAUGUACGUCAAGCACGGCAGUCCGGUCAAGAUGAUGGAGGCUUACAUCACCGUCCUGACCAAAGGAGUCUGUCAGAAUGAUGAAAAUGGCUUGUUUCUAAUCAAGGAUUAUGACGUCCGAAAGGCGUACCUGGCAGGUUCAAUCAAAGACGUUGUGUCUCAGUUCGGCAUGGAGACCAUCAUCCUGUACACAGCCCUGAUACUGAAGAAGAGGAUUGUGGUCCAUCAUCCUCGGAUUGAAGCGCUCCUGGAGUUCACCAGAGUGCUGCCGGCUCUGGCCUGGCACAGGAAGGACUGGUCCGUCCUGCAUCCCUACGUUCACCUGACCGCAGCUGAACUGGACGACCUGAAGAAAUGCCCCGGUUACAUCGCUGGGUUUGUGGAUCCAGAAGUGAGCAACAGGUUGGAGCUUUUUGACGUGUUUGUGAGCCUCCCAGACAGUGUGAUCACCGUGUCCCAGGGCGCCAAAGACGCCAUGGCGAUGGGGAAGUUGCACAAGGACGUGGCUCAAGUCAUCGUCCAGUCUGCGGAGGACGCUGAGCGAUCCGACAGUCAGGUCAUCAAGGACAUUUCCAUCAAGACAAAGGAAAUCCUCACCAACCUGUGCGCCCUGGCUGACGCCUGCGAAGACUCUAAGCUCACGCUGGAGGUUUUGAAGCAGCAUCACUUCCCCCCGGCCACCGAGAACUUCCUGUUUCACCUGGCAGCUGCAGAGCAACUCUUACGGAUAUAAACUGGAGCUUGUGCCGCGUCGUCUCGGACACUUCCUGUCUCCUCAAAGGCCUUUUUUUCCCCUGCACUGAAACCUGAAGGUGAGGAACCUGAGGUUCCAGGUUGUUGAUAAUUAACGUUUUAUUCAAAAUUUUAAAUGCUGAAUGCGAUUAAAACCUGAAGGGUUUUAUUUCUUAAUGCGUCUGUGGUACGAUUUACAGAAAGAAUCUACAGAAAUCAUAGACAUGAAUUCAUGUUAUUAUGGGAUUUUAAUAUGCAACUUCAUUGAAUUUAUUCUUUUCUUUAAAAUCAUACAUAAAGGCUCAAAGAUACUAAUGUUCCAUCAACAAGCUUCUGGUUUCAUUCUAAAUUGAUAUUUUGCAACUUUUCUUGAAUUAAUUAUCCUUUUAAAUUGUUUUCCUUCACUGCAAAAAACAUUAAAUCUUACCAAGUUUUUUUUUUAAUCUACAGAUGAAAUUAGACAAAAUUAACUUAUAAGUAACUUUUCAGAAAGAUGUAGGAGCUUUUUUUAAAAAGUAAAUAAUUCCUUAAUAUUGAUGAAAACGUUCUAGUUCCACUGGCAGAUUUUUUAUGUUGUAAAUAAAAUAGUAAUUUUGGACUGAUUCAAGCUCUAUUGAGUUUCUUUGAGCUUUUCAUCUUUUGCUCAAUCCAAGGAGUCUAAAACAAUCGUUUUUAUGUUGCCACAGAGUAAUAAUGAGCUUCUGGCAUCAUAUCAAACCAGAAGUUUAUAAGUUUGUCAAGUGAAAUAAACGUCGUCCAUUCGUCGUCUGCAGUUUUUGUAAUCAGAAGAGCUAUUUUACGCUCAGUCCAGCUAAAAAAAUAUUUUGGGUCGCAAAUGUUACAGGAUCUUUUGAAGAAAAAAAAAAGUGGCCUUGUGUUUGAAGAACCAUGAUUUUAUUUUUUUGUUUGGGUUUUUAAACAAAGAUGCAACAUUUUUGCAAUUACAUUGGUAGAUCUUGAUCUUUGUGGAAAAUUAUAUAUUAUUUCCUCUAAAGUUUAGAUAUUUAAACCAAAUAUUUGUACAUUGUGAUGUUUGAAAUCAGUUAGAAACUCUUGUUUGGGCUGAUGAUGCCGAUUCUUAUUCUGAAAGAAUUACAUAUUUUCCAAACUACUGGGAAAAUGCCAUGAAUGAAUGUAUGCAUCUCAGCCUGUACGCCUAAUUUUGUCCCUUUGUGGAUUAAAAACAAAAUCCACAAUUCAAACUUUAUCACCAAAUUGUUUGUUUUAUCAUCAUCAAAAGAACUGUUUAAAUAAAUGAACAAAAAGUAAAGGUGAAUCUUAAAUUUGAAGCUCUGUGCUGAUUGCUGCAGUCAGAUCAAUACGUCCUUUUUUAUUUUAUUUUUUUAAAGAAGUCUCUGUUUGUGCUUCUGAUUACAUUUCCUACAUUCCAGCUUCUUGUUCAAACGGAGAUUGAGUGAAAAUGAUCCUCAUGUGACGAGAUGUUAUUACAAAAUUGAGUUAGUAAAAACGAAUGCCUGGUUUUUCCCUCUUAAUCAGUUUAACGUUUUGUUUUGUACUAAUAGGAUCAGUGCUGCGGGUUAUUUUUUAAACAUGUUUUUUU
This is a messenger RNA of Xiphophorus couchianus (Monterrey platyfish), 2833 nucleotides long. RefSeq names its product DENN domain containing 10 (gene dennd10). The transcript has 9 exons. Gene Ontology annotation, biological process: regulation of early endosome to late endosome transport; protein transport. Gene Ontology annotation, molecular function: guanyl-nucleotide exchange factor activity; small GTPase binding. Gene Ontology annotation, cellular component: late endosome. NCBI's taxonomy places the organism in Eukaryota, Metazoa, Chordata, Actinopteri, Cyprinodontiformes, Poeciliidae. The record is from RefSeq and is a predicted model, not a curated record. The coding region runs from base 218 to 1273 and encodes 351 amino acids.